Molecule: messenger RNA, 3902 nt
Organism: Pungitius pungitius (ninespine stickleback)
Lineage: Eukaryota; Metazoa; Chordata; Actinopteri; Perciformes; Gasterosteidae
Gene: wasf1
Product: WASP family member 1
Exons: 11
Coding region: 622-2379 (585 amino acids)
Biological process (GO): positive regulation of Arp2/3 complex-mediated actin nucleation; actin cytoskeleton organization
Cellular component (GO): lamellipodium; cytoskeleton; SCAR complex
Molecular function (GO): protein kinase A regulatory subunit binding; actin binding; Arp2/3 complex binding
Source: RefSeq, a predicted model, not a curated record
GUGAAUUUUGCAAUGUCUCUAGGAUAUAAAUCAACUGCGUAAUUAAAUGCAUUUUGUGUGGAGUGGAUGUUGGAAUAAUCGAACAAAACGAAUCUCUUCAAUGAAUGACACGACGGUCUGAUAACACUGGCGAUUACAGCGAGCGUGCGCGGUAUGCGCGAGCGCGAGCCUCCCACGAGCGCAGCAGCAGUUGGAACGCUCUCUCGCGCCCCCAACAAUAGAGUGGUAAGUACCAUCGUCGCCGGGUAUAACGGGGACGUUUUCUUGCCAAUAAACGCCGUUUCCAUCUCGUCAUUUGAAAAAUAUUAUCUUUGUCUCACUAAAGCAAAAUUAACGGAUUCUAUUGUUUUACGAAACCUCAUUAUUGGUUGGAAUGCACCAGUUUUAAGCCAAUUCCACCAACAUCUACCCCGAGAUUCCCUUUAGAAAAAAGUGCAUGGAUUCUUCUCCGCCGCCUCUUCCACCAGGAGUACAUUUGAUAUCAGAGACACUACAAUCAUGGAACCGACCCGGGGAUUUAAAUUCUUGGACACAGCGGCGCGCUCUGCUGCUCACUGAGGAUGGGAAGAAUUUAAACGGAUUUCUACGAAACAUAUCAGGUAGUGGUGUCGCAGCAGAAGGAUGCCGCUGGUGAAGCGCACCAUCGAGCCCCGGCACCUGUGCCACACGGUGCUGCCGAGGAACAUCAAGAAUGAGCUGGAGUGUGUGACUAACAUCUCCUUGGCCAACGUCAUACGUCAGCUCAGCAGCCUCAGCAAAUAUGCAGAAGACCUAUUUGGAGAGCUGUUCAACGAGGCCCACACCUUCUCUUUCAGGGUCAACUCCCUGCAAGAGCGCGUGGACCGCCUCUCCAUCAGUGUCACACAGCUGGACCCCAAAGAAGAGGAAUUGUCUCUUCAGGACAUUACCAUGAGGAAGGCCUUCAGGAGUUCCACCAUUCAGGACCAGCAGCUGUUUGACCGGAAGUCGCUGCCCGUCCCGCUGCAGGAGAGCUUCGAGACAUGCGAGCGGCCGCCACCCCUCAACAUCCUCAGCCCCUACAGGGACGACGGGAAAGAAGGCCUGAAGUUCUACACCAACCCGUCCUACUUCUUUGACCUGUGGAGAGAGAAGAUGCUGCAGGACACAGAGGACAAGAGGAAGGAGAGGCGGAAACAGAAGCUGGAAAUGCCUUAUCUUGUGUGUCCCAAUGGCCUCAUAAGAGUCCUUUGCGAAACCCCUCCUCCUUUCCUCACAGCCCCAGAGUUGCAGGACCCCCGCAUGUAUGACCAGGUCUAUAGGUACUUAGACCUUCCAGGGCAGAUGAAGGCGAUAGAGCGCCCCCAGGAGCCGGAGAAGAUACCGCGGUUGCCUCACGAUCGGAAGAAGGAGUGGCAGAAACUGGCACUGGGCGCCGAGCUCGCCCAGGACAUUCCUGACGACAAACACAGGGAGGCCAACGGGUCUGCAGGUUACCACGACAACAGGGCUCCCUCGUACAUGGAACAUUUGGACGGGCCCUUCUCGCUGGCGGCGCUGCCCUACACCCAGAUGAACGAGCUGCUGAACCGUACUGGGGACAGAAUGUAUUCACGGCCCCACGACCCUCCACCGCCUCCACCCCUCAUGCACCCACUGGGAGAGAUCAAGCCACCCUCUGUGAUCAGUUCCAGUUCGGGGUUCUCCGACAGCAGACCCCAGUCUCCAGCCCGGACCGGAGGCUUCAACUCCUCCAACACUCCUCCUCCGCCGCCUCCCCCUCUCCCACCUCCUCCUCCCCCGUUGCCCUCCUCGAGCCUGCGGGGCACUCCUCCUCCUCCCAUUCCUCCUCUACCGGUCCAGCAGCAGCCUCUGGCUAUCCCGCCUGCCCCGGCUCCCCUCCAGAUCGCCCCGGGGGUGCUGCACCCGGCGCCUCCACCCGUGGCGCCUCCCCUUCACUGCUCCCCGGCCCAUCUCCAGCAGGUCCUGGACAGGGGCCCACCCGCGGGCUCCGGGGCCCAGUCGGACGGCAGCAUCCUGCCUCCUCCCCCGCCGCCUCCGCCUCUGCCCCACCCCGGAGCACGGGGCUCUUCGCCCUGUCACUCGGGCCCGCCGCCGUUGCCGGCCUUCCCCUCGGCAGGAGCCAUGGCCUCCCCGCCGCCGCCACACACCCUGCACGAUUUCGGGAGCAAGAGGCACCAUCCGGCCAAUCUGCCGCCCAUCAGCGACGCACGCAGCGUCCUGUUGGAGGCUAUUAGAAAAGGCAUACAGCUGCGGAAAGUGGAGGAGCAGCGAGAGCAAGAGGCUAAGCACGAGCGCGUCGGCAACGACGUGGCCACCAUCCUGUCACGGCGCAUCGCCGUGGAGUACUCGGACUCCGAGGACGAGUCAGAGUUUGACGAAGGCGACUGGAUGGAGUGACGGCGAUCGAAGGGAUGGAAGAGAGGGAAGAAAAAAAAGCAGCGUUGGAAGCAGAGGACAAAUGUGUUCAGGUGCCCCCCCCCAACCACUGCACUCCUCACCUCGUCAUCAAAGAGACCGUUGUACUCUGGAAGGGAGUGAAUCAGCGUUGUUGCCCACUUUUUCUUUUUUAAUCGCCGUCCCGUGGUUCGUGUUUCAGAGUAGAAUCUCCACUUGGCCGUCGCUCUUUCUAGUGUUUCAGAAGGAAGUUUUUGCAUUGAUUCUUUUCUGCACUACCACGUGACUUUUUUUCGUCUACUAUUGUUAUACAUGAAAAUAUUUUUUUUUUUUUAAGGAACCACUUGUUUUUGUUUCUUAUUGUACGUCGAUGUGAAGAAAUAAAAAAAAAAAAAUACGAGGAAAAUGGAAAAGGAAUAAAUAAAGGCAUGUUGCAUUUAUCCUUGGUUCUCCAGCGUUUGGCCACCUGGUGGCUAAAUGUGGCAUUGAAUGAAUGCUGUUUUAUUUUACUGUCUUUUAUUGACCUUUUUCUGCUAAUUAAUUUGCAGUUUUAACGGGUCAGUAGUUGUUGAUGCUGACCCCUUCAUGAAACAGUCCCUCGGUGUGGGUUGUCUUUUUGAUUUCUCUUGUUAUCAGGACUUUGACUUUUAACCACUCGGAACAAGCAAACGAUUGUGCUGGUAUGUCAUGUGACGAUUGCUGUACGGUUGAAAUUGAAGGAGAAUCACAUGUCUGCGUCAGGCCACACGCGUGCAUAUCCAUCCACUUACAUCUAACUUUGACCCCCCCCCACCCCCCAGGGAAAUGUAUGCCAAGAGAUUGAGCGUUUUUGUCUGUCCAGCAUCUAUGUUGACAUCAGGGAAUGUCAGAGGUAAACGCUGAGCCGGCGUUUUUUUUUUUUUUUUGGUUGCAUACUGAGCUCCCAUCCUUUUCUUUUUUCUUUUUUUUUUGCCGUAGAAAUGGAAGUGUUUAGAUGCUGUAGUUGUACAUCCGCUUCCCUGUCCUCGAUGAAUACUGAGGAGGAGAACUUUUGAAUUCUAAAGUAGGUACCGAGUCUGACCGACAUCAGAUGCAAACCACUCAACAGCACUGAAGGCAGCUCUUCCCUCAGUUCCCCCCCCCCCCCCCCGUGCAGUGCACCUGGCCGCUAACGAGAAGCCUCUUUACCUCGUUUGGUUCCACAGCAGCAAAAAGAAUACAUUUCAGGCCUGAAAGACAAAUACAUUACGCCUUGUUUUGGCUCAUUUCAAAGAAAAUGUCUGCCAUCCUUUUCUGUUUGUUUGUUCUUUCUUCUACUUGCCUUAUUGUUCGUACAAAACGUAUCGUUGAGUUGAUGAAUGUACCGUGCUGUUACUACUUACUUGCCUGCGCUUGUAUGGAUUUGCUGUUUCUAUGUUUGGGGGGUAAAAGAAAUGUGGGACAGAAACCCUGGUUUAAAAAAAGAUUAGAUCAAUACUGUAUACCAUGUAACUUAUGUAACUGUUGACUGUAACAGUUUGCUUGAAUUAAUAAAAAUCUAAUGUUUA